Messenger RNA from Paramecium octaurelia, 702 nucleotides. The record is from the annotation of a GenBank genome assembly. Lineage: Eukaryota; Ciliophora; Oligohymenophorea; Peniculida; Parameciidae.
AUGAUCAGAUCCUUUCAUUCUGCUUCCUUUCAACAAAUCUCAUACGUACCUCCUCUGAACCAACUUCGUCGAAGCAGCUGCCAUUGUUCCCAUUGUUCUACUUCGAAUAUCAAGCAAAUCACAUUACCCAAUUAGCAAUAUGAAAUCGUCAUGCAUAGAAAAAUGAGACUCGCCAAUCUAAUUAUAGACAACUUCAAACCCACUGAUAAAUAUCUAAGGUCCAAAAACAAAUACAAGAACUUCAGAAUAUUCUCUCAUAAUCGUCAACAAAUGAUGUCCCCAGACAAUUAUCGUUCUCCACAAAAAUCUCCAUCAACAGAUCAACAAGAUGAAAUCAAGGUUCAUUCCUCAAACAAGAAGGCGUCCCCCAUGCACUCCCAGUAUUUAUAACCCAAACAGUCGAAUUCCUACUUUUUAAAUCAUCUUAAAACACAAAUGACAAGGAUAGAUAAAAACUUAAAUUAAUUAAUACAAACCAGCAGAUAAUAAAUGACUGAACCAGAUGAACCUCUUAUCACGACAAAAAGAACCAAAUAAGCUAUUAUCAAGACGAUUAAGACACAUCACCCUUAUCAAUCUGCCUAUAGCAUUGCAAUUAACAAAAAGUUUGGGCCUCCCAAGAAAAUGCAUACCACCCCUUCUAAUCUACUCGCAAGAACUUAAUAGAGUUUAUCUAAAUACGCCUUUAAUUUUAUUGAUUGA